AUGGCGCCCUCACAAAAGAGAAAGCCAAUUGAGGACGAUUUCAUCCAUACGCUCUCCGACAACGAUGAAUUGCCUUUUGGAGAGGAAAUAGAAGAGGGCCAGACCUCUUCUGAGCGUCCUCGAAAGAAGGCUAAGACGGCCAAAAAGUCGAAGAAACAAGCCCAGCGCGAUGCUUCGGACGACGAGGACGAAGAAGAGCCAGAGGGAGUUUGGGGCAAGAACGAAGACGAUGAUGGCGCCAUGGACUCGGAGUUCGAGUUCAUGGCCGACGACGCUGGUGAAUUCGCCAGUGAAGAGUUUGAGGGCUGGGGCUUUGACGGCGCCAAGAGUGGAAUGAAUGCCGAGAAGAAGGGUGUGGACCUGGAUGAGAUUAUCAGGAGAAGGAGAGAAAAGAAGCUUGGAAAGUCUGAGGAGGAAGCUACCGAAGACGUCGAGGAAGAUCAAGAAAACGACAUGGAAGUCGACCUCGACGACGACGAUGACGAGGUUCUCGCGGACGACGCUUUUGGUAUGAACGCCCAAUCUGAGGACGAAGAGGAGGAGGAUGGCGAAGAAGGCGACGAGGAAGAAAACGAGGAGGACGGGUCGGAGGAAGAGGAUGACGAUGAGCCAGCCUCGGAUAACGAUUCUGUUGCUACACCUGUGAAUCACCCCGACGAUGAAGGGUCCAGCGACGAGGAGGAUGCAGAGGAGGAAGCGAAAAGGAACGCCUUCUUUGCACCCGAGGAGAAGGAUACAUCUGGCAAGAAAGCAGAUACCUCCUCGUUCCAAGCAAUGUCGUUGUCUCGACCCAUCCUUCGCGGUCUCUCCAACGUGGGAUUUUCCAAGCCCACACCAAUUCAGGCCAAGACGAUACCAAUUGCCUUGAUGGGGAGAGAUUUGGUGGGAGGCGCUGUUACUGGGUCAGGUAAAACGGGUGCCUUUGUUAUCCCUAUCCUGGAGCGAUUGCUGUAUAGGCCAAAGAAGGUGCCCACUACCCGUGUGGUCAUUCUGACACCAACGCGUGAACUGGCCAUUCAGUGUCACGCUGUUGCUACAAAGCUUGCUUCUCACACCGACAUCAAGUUCACGUUGGCCGUGGGUGGUCUCAGCCUCAAGGUCCAAGAGGCGGAACUACGAAUGCGUCCCGAUGUUAUCAUCGCAACGCCCGGCCGAUUCAUCGACCACAUGAGGAACUCUGCCAGCUUCAACGUCGACACGGUGGAAAUUCUCGUGCUGGAUGAGGCGGAUCGAAUGCUGGAAGACGGUUUCGCGGAUGAACUGAACGAGAUUCUGACCACCAUCCCCAAGUCUCGCCAGACAAUGCUGUUCUCCGCCACCAUGACUUCAACUGUCGAUCGUUUGAUUCGCCUGGGGAUGACCAAGCCGGUUCGUCUCAUGGUGGAUUCGCAGAAGAAGACGGUCGGCACACUGGUGCAGGAGUUUGUUAGGCUGCGUCCGGGCCGAGAGGAGAAGCGACUGGGCUACCUUGUCCACCUAUGCAAGACUCUUUAUACGGAGAGAGUAAUUGUAUUUUUCCGUCAGAAGAAGGAGGCCCACCAGGCUCGAAUUAUCUUCGGUCUCUUGGGUAUCUCUUGCGGGGAGCUUCACGGUAGCAUGAACCAGACGAUGCGUAUCACGAAUGUCGAAAACUUCAGAGACGGAAAGGUCACUCAUUUACUGGCUACGGAUCUGGCCUCUCGUGGUCUGGAUAUCAAGGGCGUGGACACGGUCAUCAACUACGAGGCCCCCCAGUCGCUUGAAAUCUACGUCCAUCGUGUUGGUCGAACAGCCCGUGCUGGACGAAAGGGUACCGCCGUGACGUUGGCAGCCGAGCCCGACCGCAAGGUCGUGAAGGCGGCCGUCAAGGCUGGCAAGUCUCAAGGGGCGAAGAUUGUGAGCCGAGUGAUUGACCCGGCGGAUGCGGACAAGUGGCAGGCUCAGAUUGACGAGAUGGAGGACGAGGUCGAGGAGAUUCUCCGGGAGGAGAAGACUGAGAAGUAUCUUGCGCAGGCCGACAUGCAGGUGAGGAAGGGUGAGAACAUGAUUGAGCACGAAGAUGAGAUCAAGUCACGGCCCAAACGAACUUGGUUUGAGACACAGGACGACAAGAAGACUGCUCGGCAGGCGGGCCGCAAUGAACUGAACGGCGCCCGUGAGAAGCCGAAGCUGAAAGCUCCGACGAAGUUGAGCAACAAGGACAUGAAGCGCCUGGAUAACAAGGCCAUGAGGGCCGAAGGCCGAGAGUGGAAGAAGGGAAAGACGAGCGAGAGUGAUGGCAAAGGCAAGUCGUCAAGGGGAGGGGCAUCCCGAGGCCGAGGGGGCAGGGGAGGAGCCCGGGGAGAUGCUCGGGGAGGCUACCGACGCAUGAAGAUUGCCGCCAUGGCCGGGACGCUCUACAGGAGCGGGCAGCAGGCGGUUACGGGGAUACGGGACCAGUAUGCGCAGACCAGGACGGGCGGGGACGGGACUUCGGAUACGAACAGCAUACCGCAUAUCCCGAGUGCUUUCCCAGACGUCGACAUUGUGACGAGGGAAGGUCAACAGAUGAUGCUGUUCCCGUCCUACGCCAAGAAUCACAUCAAGAAGGACUGGAGCAAAAUCACAGCACAACAAGCGCAGAAUCAAACUGCGGGGUUGUCUGAGGAGGACUACUGGAGGCAGGAAUGGGAACGGAACGAGGACAAGAGGGCCAUUGUGGAUGUGGACGUGCGAGGGUGGGUGUACUCUCCCUUGGUAGGGCCGCUGACGAGGCGCAAUCGCAUGCUGCUGGGUCUUGCCCGACAACUCAGCGGCAUCACGGCCCCGAGGGGAGACUCGGCCGGCUACGAUGCCUCAGGUGGGCUCCCUCAAACUCAAGAAGAGCAGGAACGGAUUAAGAGGGAGGCAGCACAGAUUGAGCGAAUAGGCCAACAGGAGAAGCGGGUCGCGUAUCGAGGCGGCUAUAGCGAAAGCCCUCAGCAGAGUUCGGCCGAGCCACCCAGCCUCAGAGCACGGAGCGAGGCCUCAGAUUCGAUGCCGCCGAGCCCGAGCCAGACUGCGACGCAGUACACCACGGGCCCUGUCGAGAUGACCGAAGCAGAAUUAAUUGCGGCCAAUGCGAAUCUCCUCGCGCGUGUUGCGCCGUUCAUGACGAACCCGCUCGUGGCAUCGCCCAUCACCGUCUUCUUCUACAACGAGACCAAAUCCCAGUCUCGGACGGUCAUGACCAACGAUGCCGGCCACUUCGCCAUGAGAGCCCCGCUCGACUUUGUCCCGACGCAUGUCCGAGUACUGGCAAACGAAGACCUAUCCGCCAUCCAAGCCGUCAGGAUCAUUGAGCCAGAAGGCGUGUCAAUAAUUAGCGACGUCGAUGAUACGAUCAAGGUUUCGAACAUCUCAGGGGGCGCCAGGGAGAUAUUUAGAAAUGCAUUUGUGAGAGAUCUAUCUGAGCUGACAGUUGAAGGAGUCGUCGACUGGUACAAGGAGAUGGCGGCCCUGGGCGUCAACAUACACUACUGUUCCAACAGCCCCUGGCAGCUCUACCCUGUCCUUUCCACCUUCUUCAAGCUCUCUGGCUUACCACCGGGUUCACUGCAUCUGAAACAGUACACCGGCAUGCUACAGGGCAUAUUCGAGCCUGUCGCGGAGCGAAAGAAGACCACUCUCGACAGGCUCAUGAGAGACUUUCCUCAAAGGAAGUUUCUCCUCGUAGGCGACAGUGGAGAGGCUGACUUGGAAGUGUAUACGGAGCUGGCCACAGCCAACCCAGGCAGGGUUCUGGCUAUUUUUAUCCGAGAUGUGACGACACCCGAAGUGACGGAUUUUUUUGAGCCUUCAAUCGGCCGGAGGGUGUCAAACAUUUCGCUGGCCAACGGGCCGACGAGGCCCCAGCCCUCGCGGCAGAACUCGGCCAUGCAGACACCCCGAGAGUCACCAAGAUCAAGUGGCCCGCUCAUGGGCGACCUGAUAGACCUCUCCGAGGACCCGCAGCCCAAGCGCAACAAUGCAUCCGAGCUGCUGGCGAAGAAGGUGCCGCCCCCUAGACCUGCGAAGCCGACGGCAUUAAGGAGCACGCCGUCUCAAGUGGGCUUGAAUGAGAAUGCCGGCUUGGGCGUGACUACGGACGAGGAGAAGCCGCCGCCGCUUCCUGCCAGGAAACCCGUCCCUGGACAGCACCCGCUGGCUAAUAUGCAGAACUCUUCAGAGCAGACUAUUGGGAGGAACUCGAAGUCAAGUGACGUCGACUACGAUCCCCUCCCGCCGCCGUCGACCGCACCGCCGCAGCCGUCAUUCAGCUUCUCCCGGAUGCCGACGCGGUCUCCCACCACAUCUCCACCGGGCUCGCCACCGCUGGGUCCACAGGGCGCGCUCAACAGGAAGGUAGAUCUGUGGAAUCGACGGCUCGCUCGGGCAGAAGAUCAGCUCGCCCAGCUGGGGGUGAAGCUGUAUACGUGGCGGCGAGGCCAUGACGUUGUGGAGGAGGCCGCGGGCCUGGUCAGGAAAGCCAAGGAGGAGAUGGAGACGAACAGGAGAUUUACAUCUCGGUGA
Molecule: messenger RNA, 4509 nt
Organism: Clonostachys rhizophaga
Lineage: Eukaryota; Fungi; Ascomycota; Sordariomycetes; Hypocreales; Bionectriaceae
Source: the annotation of a GenBank genome assembly